CUUGUCAAAUCGCAUGCGCAGUCGAAACCAGCUACAAGCAGACGUUAUUUGCCUACUUUGGACUUUAGAUUCUGGUUUACAGAAUAAGUCUUUUCACGGCAUUUUCUCAUUUACAGUCAAAUGAUGUGUUUGUUUCACAAUCGGACAAUUAUCAAGGUAUCGAUGUGAUUUGAAAGGUGAUAGAAACGAAAGCGGAAGUAAAAAAGGGUGGAAUUUGGAAAUUCCGAUGAUCUGUGUGCAGAUGGGUGCAGUCAAACAGACUUCCCUGAGAAUUACAAAAGAUUGAGAAUUGUCAAGUUUACGGCCAAGUGUUAAUGUAACACCAGAGAAAACAGACGAGGUGACACGGACAAACAAGUUAACAUUGUCAGCAGAACAGUGCAUCUUCCCCAAGAAGAAUGAGAUGGGUCAAGUCAAAGAUCAACUGUUAAUGUAACACCAGGUAACUGCUCCUUGAGACGGCCCAGUGAAACAAGUCAACCUUGUCAGUGAAGUAUUCAAACUUCUCUGGGGAAUUCAUAAAGAUACAAGUCGAAGACCAUUGUCAGACACUGGUGAGAAGUGCCUAGAUGACUUCACAGAUAGAGACGAGCCAAAGCAUGUAUACCUAACUCAAAGGCUACGUUUUGGAUCUAAUACAACACCAGCAUCAACAUUAUCUUCUGUCCUGAAACCAACUAUAAGGAUGUCUGCCAAGUAUACUUCCACCGAAGAAACGACUAACUAUGCCCGGAUAUGUAGACUGGUCAUCGAUGUCUUCCCUGACGUAUUCAGAGAAUUACUCGUCACUCGACUGCCAUUUGGACUCCGUUAUGGACUUUCCAGUCAAAAGGGUCAGAUUAUCUCCCACUUGAAUAGACAACAGAAGAAAAUGCUUUACCCCUCGGUUGGAGUGUUCCAAGGUUCUGAGAAGGAUAUGGAUGUUUCUUUACUUUAUAUCCUUCUAAGGAAUCUAGGGAACAUCACUCCUCAUGGAAAGGGUUGGGGUAAUGUUCCAGAUGCUGCAGACCGUUGUCUGUCAGCAAACAUUGAUCGUCUACGGAUACACAGAAAUGAGAUAGUGCAUGCCAACAUUGCAUAUCUUUCUAAUAGUGACUUUCGGACGAGGCGGGCCAACAUUCGUCAAAGUGUUGAGGACAUACAGAACAGCCAUCUGAAGACAGGGAUGUUUGUACAAGCCGUGGAUAGUAUACUGACCAUGACCAUGGACCCAGAUGUAGAAAGGAAGUACAUAACUCUUGUUAAGAAGAUAGAAGGGGAAAUCAGUGACAUGAAAGAGAGACAAGACGAGAUUGCAACAAACUUGGAUGACCUCAAAGGCACUGUUGAUGCUGUGAGUGAUGACGUUGGUGAUGUUAGGAAAGACGUUACUGCUGUGAGUGAUGAAGUUGUUUAUGUUAGGAAAGACGUUACUGCUGUGAGUGAUGAAGUUGGUGAUGUUAGGAAAGACGUUACUGCUGUGAGUGAUGAAGUUGUUUAUGUUAGGAAAGACGUUACUGCUGUGAGUGAUGACGUUGGAGCUGUUAGGAAAGACAUUACUGCUGUGAGUGAUGACGUUGGAGCUGUUAGGAAAGACGUUACUGCUGUGAGUGAUGACGUUGGAGCUGUUAGGAAAGACGUUACUGCUGUGAGUGAUGAUGUUGGAGCUGUUAGGAAAGACGUUACUGCUGUGAGUGAUGAAGUUGUUUAUGUUAGGAAAGACGUUACUGCUGUGAGUGAUGAAGUUGUUUAUGUUAGGAAAGAUGUUACUGCUGUGAGUGAUGAAGUUGGAGCUGUUAGGAAAGACGUUACUGCUGUGAGUGAUGAAGUUGGAGCUGUUAGGAAAGACGUUACUGCUGUGAGUGAUGAAGUUGUUUAUGUUAGGAAAGACGUUACUGCUGUGAGUGAUGAAGUUGGUGCUGUUAGGAAAGACGUUACUGCUGUGAGUGAUGAAGUUGGAGCUGUUAGGAAAGACGUUACUGCUGUGAGUGAUGAAGUUGAUGAUGUUAGGAAAGACGUUACUGCUGUGAGUGAUGAAGUUGGUGCUGUUAGGAAAGACGUUACUGCUGUGAGUGAUGAAGUUGGUGAUGUUAGGAAAGACGUUACUGCUGUGAGUGAUGAAGUUGGAGCUGUUAGGAAAGACGUUACUGCUGUGAGUGAUGAAGUUGGAGCUGUUAGGAAAGACGUUACUGCUGUGAGUGAUGAAGUUGGAGCUGUUAGGAAAGACGUUACUGCUGUGAGUGAUGAAGUUGUUUAUGUUAGGAAAGACGUUACUGCUGUGAGUGAUGAAGUUGGAGCUGUUAGGAAAGACGUUACUGCUGUGAGUGAUGAAGUUGUUUAUGUUAGGAAAGACGUUACUGCUGUGAGUGAUGAAGUUGGAGCUGUUAGGAAAGACGUUACUGCUGUGAGUGAUGAAGUUGGUGAUGUUAGGAAAGACGUUACUGCUGUGAGUGAUGAAGUUGGAGCUGUUAGGAAAGACGUUACUGCUGUGAGUGAUGAAGUUGGUGCUGUUAGGAAAGACGUUACUGCUGUGAGUGAUGAAGUUGUUUAUGUUAGGAAAGACGUUACUGCUGUGAGUGAUGAAGUUGGAGCUGUUAGGAAAGACGUUACUGCUGUGAGUGAUGAAGUUGGAGCUGUUAGGAAAGACGUUACUGCUGUGAGUGAUGAAGUUGGAGCUGUUAGGAAAGACGUUACUGCUGUGAGUGAUGAAGUUGGAGCUGUUAGGAAAGACGUUGGUGCUGUGAAGGAAGAUGUUGGAGCUGUUAGGAAAGACGUUACUGCUGUGAGUGAAGAUGUCAGUGCCCUGAAACAUUUCUCAUCGACAAUUGGAGGGGAAAUUGGUGACAUCAAAGAUCAGAUGACAAAAGACAUGGAUAACCUAAGAGGCACUAUUGCUGCUGUGAAGGAAGAUGUUGAUGCUGUGAAAGAGGAUGUCAGCGCCAUGAAACAAUCUUCAUCCACAAAUGGAGGAAGGAAUCCUAAGUUGAGAGCUGUGAUAGGUGAGUCUGCUAAAGGAUGUUGGACAUGAAGAUAUUUUUUGAUGGAAGAGAGGUCCAGGAAACCAUCCAUUUCAACACAAACUUCAUCAAUGACAUGACAUCAGCUUGUGAAAUAUUUGAAACAUUAAUGUUUUUGUGUUAAAGACCACACAAAAUAAUUGAUUGUGUAUAAACAAUAACAAUCUCUAUACUCAUCCAUCAAAGGUCAUGGCCAUAUGUUACCUGAUACGUCAUGUUGUCAUUGUGGCUGACUGAUGGAAGUAGAGGUUACGCAAUGAGUAGGUUCUGG
Messenger RNA from Pecten maximus, 3267 nucleotides. RefSeq lists its product as uncharacterized. The coding region runs from base 686 to 3007 and encodes 773 amino acids. NCBI's taxonomy places the organism in Eukaryota, Metazoa, Mollusca, Bivalvia, Pectinida, Pectinidae. The transcript has 9 exons. The record is from RefSeq and is a predicted model, not a curated record.